Molecule: messenger RNA, 877 nt
Organism: Lutzomyia longipalpis
Lineage: Eukaryota; Metazoa; Arthropoda; Insecta; Diptera; Psychodidae
Gene: Dpm1
Product: dolichol-phosphate mannosyltransferase subunit 1
Exons: 3
Coding region: 93-812 (239 amino acids)
Biological process (GO): protein O-linked glycosylation via mannose; GPI anchor biosynthetic process
Cellular component (GO): endoplasmic reticulum membrane
Molecular function (GO): dolichyl-phosphate beta-D-mannosyltransferase activity
Source: RefSeq, a predicted model, not a curated record
AUUGUUGUGUGGCGCUACAAUCAGUUUAUUUUGGUUUUUUGCUUUCGUCCAAUUUUUUAGAAUUAGAAUUAUUUUUCUCCUAAAAUAAAAAAAUGCCGGACGAUAAAUAUUCUAUUCUUCUUCCAACAUACAACGAGAAGGACAAUCUCCCCAUAAUCAUCUGGUUAAUUGUGAAGCAUAUGAGCAUAAAUAAAUACGAUUACGAAAUCAUUGUGAUUGACGAUGGAAGUCCGGAUGGCACUUUGGAGGUGGCCAAGGAUCUGCAGAAGAUCUACGGGGAGAAGAGAAUUGUUCUGCGGCCGCGUGAGAAGAAGCUGGGAUUGGGAACGGCAUACAUUCACGGAAUCAAACACGCAACCGGGAAUUUUAUCUUGAUUCUGGAUGCAGAUUUGAGUCAUCACCCAAAAUUCAUUCCACAAUUCAUUGAGUUGCAGCAACGAGAGAAUCUGGACAUUGUCUCUGGGACACGCUACCGUCCAAAUGGAGGUGUCUACGGGUGGGAUUUCAAGCGGAAGCUCAUCUCUCGUGGUGCAAAUUAUCUGUCGCAAGUUCUCCUGCGCCCAGGUGCCUCUGAUCUCACGGGAUCAUUUCGGCUGUACAGGAAGGAGGUGCUGACCAAAUUAAUCUCCCAGUGCGUAUCGAAGGGUUAUGUGUUUCAGAUGGAAAUGCUCAUCAGGGCGCGACAGAACAACUUUACAAUUGGCGAAGUUCCCAUCACCUUUGUGGAUCGUGUCUAUGGACAAUCCAAGCUGGGUGGAACGGAGAUCUUUCAAUUUGCAAAGAAUCUCCUCUAUCUCUUUGCUACAACAUAAAAUUUUCUCUUAAUCUAUAAAGAAACUUUCCAAUAAAUCCUACAAGGAAACUUAAAAAAAAGAAA